This is a messenger RNA of Anoplophora glabripennis (Asian longhorned beetle), 6169 nucleotides long. RefSeq lists its product as uncharacterized. Bases 418 to 5496 code for a protein of 1692 amino acids. The transcript is spliced from 11 exons. NCBI's taxonomy places the organism in Eukaryota, Metazoa, Arthropoda, Insecta, Coleoptera, Cerambycidae. The record is from RefSeq and is a predicted model, not a curated record.
AAAAGUUUCGUCACACAGUGCUCAUUUUCGAAGUAGUUUUUCGAUUUUACUCGAGUACACGCUGGUUAUAAACCGAACAUUUUUUCCGAUUCCAUAAUAUUGAUACUGAAAUUCAUAAAAUCUGCCUGAAAAUUAACUAUAUUUCGCUUAUUUAUUACAAUUUUAGAUAAUUUUAUUAGUCAGUUCUAUCACAAACAUGUGCAUCGUUUAGUGUUCGGACGCGAUCGGAGGGGCUCGUUAUCGUUGAUGGAAUACGUGCUUUUGGUGAAACAGCGACGACGCAUAUAGCAUAGGUGGCGUUGUGACACACAAUCAGGGUAAGAACUUAAGUGACAUCAACGCCACAUUAAGAAGGGUUAAGUUCUUAACGGACUCAACACCAACAUUAUAAGAUAUUGAACACUCCAUCCAAAUGUCAUGGCAACUAGGCUCAAUAGAAAAAAUGCAUCCACUACAUCAGCAAAGGAGAUAGUACCCGCCGAAAGGCUCACCACCAAAAAUGAUCCCAAUGCUGAAGGCGUCUCGAAACCGGGUGUCGGCAGGCAGGUAAAGAACACGUCCAUCGUCAAAAGAAUAGCGAAAAAGAGUCCGCCGAAGAAAAUCCUGAAGAAACCCUCUAUAGCCAUAAAGAUGAAAGCAAAAUCAAAAAAAGCGGUGAAGCUGAAUCAAAAUAUAUCGAAGGUCUUCCGGUUAACCGCGAAGCAGAAGGAGAAGAUCAUGAACAGCGUCAUCAGGCAAGAACCCAGGAAGAGGAAAACUGCAAUAAAAAAGGAGAAGGACGAUUCUCCCCCGGUACUGGAGCCCAUUUUUCCUAUCGAGGAAAACAUAGAGACUAAGAAACAAGCAAAAAAACGAUUGCCAAAGAAAUCCAUCAAGAAAAAUGUAGAUUUACUAGAUCCGAAGAAGAUUAAAGUGGAGAAUGAUGACAAUAUUUCAGUAUCGAGUGACGUAACGGACAUUUCAAUCGCAGAAAUACCGACUUUACCAAAACAAGUUAGAAAACCCAGAGCUUCUAAGAAGCCCAAAGUCGAAAACGAUUCUUUAGAAGACGUGAUGAACGACCUGUCAUAUUUAAUAAAAGGUGAAGACGUAAAGAGGGAAGUAGAGGAUUCAAUGUCGGAAUCUGGUAAAAGCGACACAACAAUUAAAACAAAAAAGUUAACAAAAAGGCAGAGGAUAGAACAAUUAAAAAAGAAAAUAUUGAAAAAAGAAAAUUUGGAAAACACCUUAAGUAAACUGGACUUCUCCGACGAGAAGGUGAUCGACACGCUAGAUUUAAACGUAAGGAAGACCAAGAAAAAGUCCCCGCUAGCCAAACGCCGGCACAGCAUAGAAAAAUUCCCUAUAGGCCCCAUGGAAACCUCGGACGUCCCCAUCCCACAACUGUCCCCGUUCAACAGCUUACCCAGGAGCGUCAGCCCCCGACCCAAGAGGAACGCAAAGGUCAGGCAGAGCGUCGAAGGGGUUUGCCGGCGGUCCAGCCCUUACACCACCAGAUCUGACUCCCCCGCGAGGAUGCUGCGGAACGGCAAACAACGCAAACUUAAAGACAUGAAUCUGCUAGAAGGAUUGGACACGGAAAACAAGAAACGUAGAAGGCUGUGCUCCGAUUUAAGCGGUAGUGAGAUGUCCGUUUCCAAACUAUCGGGUUACGAAUCCGAUAGCAGCUUCUCGGAUUUGGCUUCUUUACACGGGGGCGAAAAUAACGACUCGAAAGACGUCGACAUGAAAUGUGUCAACGCGAAGGAGGUGUUUGCUCCGGAGAGUGACGUUGCGAUUCCCGCUUUGAUAAAACGGACUGCCUCUUCAGAAACUGCCGCAAAUGGACCAAAUGAAAAUAUAAGACUAAUAGAUACUAAUUCCAAUUUGUGCAAUAACUUAAACGUAAAUCCAGUAGACAUAAAUUUAAACGAUAAAAAGGAGAUCAAACAAGAAGUAUCGGAAGAUAGCACUUUAUAUUCGAUAAAUCCGAGCAUUAAGGUGCCGGAGAAGUCUAUAAUACUCGACAUAAUGAAGCAAACGUUCAAUGAUGAAAACUGCGUAAAGACGGUGAAAAGACCCGAGCGAAAAACGGACCUAACAACAGAAUCUGUUGUGGUAUCAAAGUUUUAUGGGAAAAGCCCUCAACUAGCGCUUAAUAGUGACGUAACCAAUAGUAAAAAUGAUGAAGCUGCUGCGCUUUCAACAGAUGAAAUGCCCGAACUUACAAUGCAAGUUCUAACCGAAGAAAUUUCCAAUUUCGUAGAGGAACCGAUUGAACAUCACCUUAACAGCGAGAAAGUUUCUGUUGUAACAGAAAACGAAUGUCAUGAGAUUAUCGAAGAGAAUUCCACCGCAAAAGAUGAUAAAGAAGUACAAGACACUAACGUGGAUUUAACAAAGAACGAAGAGGUAGAGUCGGAGAAGGUGUUAGAUCCCACCGAAGAUGCUAAAAGUGAAGAAAUUAAGGAAAUUAAUUCGGAAGUUGUUACCAACUUGUCUUUGGAUUUAGAACAAGACUCGGAGAGUGAAAGUGCUCUUAAAAUUAGGGAAAUAAAUCAAGAGAUUGAACCUACUACGAAACCAUUAGCUGAGGAACAAAUUUUAGAGGAGAACUGUGUUGCCAACAUGACUGACUUGAGUGAACAGGCUGCAAAGGAGGAUGAAGAGAAUAGCGGCCCCUCUAUGGCAGAAUCUGCAGAGGAACUGGCGGAAAAGGAGAACAUACUAAAGGCGUUGGGUCUUCAGAGUCUGAGGGCAGCUGAAGAGGCCAAACAGAAGACGAAGGAAAAACCCGCUUCUAAAAGUGAUAGUUAUACAGGAACUUUAAAGACUGUGAUCAAGAUAAAUCGUGAUAAGAAGAAGGGACGGAAUUCUUUUAAAAUGACCCUGCAGAAGAACAAAGGGAAAGCGGCUUCCGCCGUCGUGGAACAAGCUCCCAACGAGGAGAAUUACGAAAUUAUGAAAGAGGGUACCUCCGCCGCAUGGAAACAGGGGAGCCAGUCCUCGGACACAGCUGGUGCGCACAGAAAAUCACACUAUUCUAACAGAUCUAACAUGGAUGGCAGUAGCGAACACACGUCCGACGGAGAAGCUCCCGCCCAGGACGGCUCCAUAAAAGCUUUAGUCAUUCCGGAAAAAGCCAGCUCCUUCAGUAUCCAUCCGGGCAGGCUCUGCAAGGAUGAAUGCUCCUAUUGUUUCGGCAAAUUCGGCUUAUUCGACACGCCCUGUCAUAUCGCUCAGAUGAAGAGCGUCGAACGGCAGAACAAAAUACUAGCCACCGAAAAGCAUCUCACGAGGGACUCCUGCCUAUGCGACGCCUGUUACAGACAUGUAGACAGGAAGUCAAAUACUCCCUCGUACACUAAUAAGUCUUUAAAGCGGAACUCGCUAGUAGCGCCCGGUCCGAGACAGAACCACUGCCACGUUUUAGGGUGCAACAAGGUAUCCUCGAACAUUCUGCGUAGGAAAUGGAUCAUUAAGAUGAGAAAGAGCAUCUGUCAAGUGAUUAAUAUAGAUCUGGACAAUCCCGGUUUGCAUUCGAUUCCGAUAUGCGACGAGCAUUAUUCCGCCUUGGAGCAUUUGAUGAUUUGCGCCAUGUGCAAGAGAAGACUGGCAAGGAACCAUAUCCAUUACCUAGGUCCCGAGACGGGCGAUUUGAAUAACGCCUUAAAGGACGAAGGGAUUCCGCUCAUGUUGACUGAUAAACCUGUUGUUUGUAAGCUGUGCAAAUGUUUCGCUUCUAUAAUAUUGAAGGAUCCCGAGGAGAGGCCCGAGAACAGCACAAACUUCUUCAAGGAAUAUAAGCGAAGGCUUCUACAUUUCAAUGACAUAGUCCCGAUGGACGAAGCCGCUGCGGAAGAGCCCAUAUCAGUGCCGAGCAAAACGGAUAGAAUAGACCAAUUGAAAAAGAAAACCAAGAAGCUUGGGAAGAACUCCACCGCUAACGAUUCGGCUAGUCAGAACGAUAGUCAAGACGCAAGCGAUUUUCCUGAAAAAAUCCAAGAAAGAGUGCCUUCGACUGACACCAGCAGUCAGCCACAGUCCCGUUCAGAAUCUCCAAGUGACGAGUAUAAUAGCGUGGAUUACACCACUCUUAUACCGGCUAUCGCGAUGGACUGUGGCAGCGAUACGGAAUCUAAGAAGGAGCCGCCCAGGAAGGCUCCCGUUGUGAUAAAAAAGAUACCAAGAAUAGAAUCUAUUAAAGAGGCUGUAGAAAUCUCAAAAGUAAUAAAAGUGAACAGUGACAAGUGCAAGAGUAGCGACGUGGUGGUGCAAAAAUUAGGAUCCAAUCCGUCGAUUUCAGUCCGCCAACUGUUCCCCGGCGAGGAAGACUUACCGCUCAGCGCCCACGUCGACUUCAGCAACGUGAAAGAUCGCACCCCGGAAGGGUGGGAGAAGUGCUGUUCGACCAUCCAGUACGACGGAGAAACCAAAAGACUGUGGCAGGAACUGCAGAAACCCUACGGCAACCAAAGCAGCUUUAUGCGGCACCUGAUCCUCUUGGAGAAAUAUUUUAGGAACGGGGACCUAAUUCUGUCGCCCACCGCUAGUCACCACUCCAUAAACUAUAGCGAGUCCGUUCACAAUCGACUGAGAGCGUACGACAACAUCCCGACGAGCGCGGGCAACAUCCAGCCCAUCAGCAUGAUACCUUUCAACAAGAUGCAGAAGAGCAGCAGCGGGAUAAUCACCAGCGCGAACGUAUCGUUGAGUUUGAACACCAGCACGUCAACGCACAGCAGCGUCACGUCCUUGGGCAACAAUUCCGCCGUGUCCGUCACUUCUAUAACGAACAACGUAGCGAAAAACACGCCGUUGACGUUGUCUCAGCUGAACAGCCCGCCUUUAAUACCGGCAGGGGCGGUCCUUCAGCAGGUCAGGCCGAAAAUGGUGGGGGCUCCUCCGGGGCUGAUCUCUUUACAUCCGGGCACCACCCGGCCCAUAGCUCCCCUGGUGAAGGUGCCGCAGUCGCAGAAAAUCAAGUUUCCCAUAACGAAAAACUGGAGGCCCAACUUGAUCCCGAUCGAUCCCACCAAGAAGCAGGAAAGGAAAGCGGGACUAGUACAGGUAAUAUCGGGGGGCAAACCAUAUCAUAUCACGCUAGAAGACUACAAGAAGAUGUGCGCCAUAAAGAGGAGCUUCGAGAUGAAGCAGAAACGGCUGCAGGAAGCGCAGCACGCGAAGCCGAUCCUCGUAACCCACAAUUCCGUUUUGAAAUCCAUCACGCCUAGGAAAGGCUUGAUAAUUUCGAAAACUCCAACGGGCGCUAAUUCCGCCAAAGGUGAAAUAGUCACGCCUCAGAGUGAUAACGGCAAUGACGGUGAGAAUAUUCUCGAGAAACUCGACAAACAAGUCGAAAAAUUAGAGUCCAAAUUGAACGAGAAACCGUCGUCACUGCUGUUACCUAAAAUACCCAAAUCCCUUACCGUUAUCCCGCAAACUGUAACCAGGAAGUCGAGACCUUCGAGCCCCGCCCUACUAAUAACGCCGAAAGGUACCGCUAAUAAAUCAUGAUUAAAUGUUCUGACAAUUGUUCGAAGUGCCUAUUAUAAAUAUUACAGGAUGAUCUAAAUUCUCGUAUAUUUUUCCCCUAAAAGUAUAAGAAAUAUAUCAUCCGAAUUUUAUCCAAUAAUUUUUUUUAAUUAUGUAAUAUUAAUAACAAGUUAACACUUAUUUAUGUUUCUCUAAACUGCAUUUCUUACCAAAUCCGUUGAGUGAUUUAUUGCCCUUUAUUUAAUAUAUCAUAGAUAUACAUUUAUUAUGAAAAUAUAAUUAUACAUACACCUUUAUAAAUGCAUUGUUUUGUAGAAUUGUUGGCAACUUGUAUAAAUUGCUUCGGAUUAAAGUAUUGUUGAAAUAUUGACACCUCUAGAUAAUAUUUUUUUAACACGAGACCAUGUAUAUAGCAUAAAAAAAUUUAUUUGUACAUUGUAUAAAUAUUAGUAAUAACAGAUGGAGCUGUCACGACUUUUUUAAUUUUAUUUAAUAGCAAUAAGCAUGCAGGCUAUAGGAAAUCACACUUAAGAAGCACAGAGGCAUUUUCUCUAAAGCGUUAUAACGAAUUGAAACUUGAAAUUUCAAGUUUAAACUAUGAAACACGAAAUAACAAAUUUCAACUUAAAAUUUUGGAAUUUGAAUUUGAAAUAAACAAAUAUGUAGAAAGGCCAGACAUUCGUAAUUUUUUUUA